UAAAAAAUUUAAAAUUUAAACAAGAGACAGGGGGCGGGGAAUCCUCAUCGACCACACCUUAGUGUCCUGAAACCACACAUCACCCACAAGUGUCAACCUAACAAACAAUACCUCAUUGAAUCCUUUAUCUGAGUAUGUAAAAUAUAUGAGAUUGUAUCAAUAACGAAAACUAAAUUAAAACUAAAAUAAAAAUCGAAUAAAAUUUAUUGAGAAAUAUUUUCAUCACUUCAAAACGAACAAAAAAUAAAGUUACUUUGUAGUAAUUUUAAAACCAAUUUAAAGUACUGAAAAUAACUAGACAAUGGACUAAUCUUUAAAAAAAAAAAAAACACGAUAAAAGGAAAAUGAAACUAACCGCAAUGGAGUAAACUUAAAUAUAAAUUAAAAUGCAAAAUAUAAUAAUAACCCUGCUGGUUUGAUUUUUGUUUACAGUGCAUGGUCAGUACGUGGCACUGACCAUGUACAAAAUUCAACAGAUAAUCAAUAUGAACUGUAAGGGAUAUGCAAAUAAUAACAAUAAUACAGUCUUGCAAUUCUAAAAGAAAUAAAUCAACACAAUUGUUUUUAUAAACAUGCUGUAAUACAUUUCACAUCAAUUAAAAAUCAUUAACUAAUUAAAUAUGAAUAUGAAAGAAGAAGUCUAAACAAAGUAAUAAAUAAAUACUACAUUUUAAUUAUGUAUGGGAAAACAGUCAUAAGUUUAUUAUGAACGUGAACAUUUAAUGCGCCAAUAGAACGCCGCGUUACUAACGGAGCUGAUUCUUAGUCCAAUCAUUGAGAAGCACACUUUGACGAGUCUUCACAUGAUCAACUUGCGUUCACCGCGCCUGUUUUGAAACAUCAUGUCGGCACUGGGAGUGGAAGUUAAUGUGGGGAAUGAUGACGGAGAAACAAAUACAGCUGUCAGAGUUCCCGAACGUGUGUUACGAAGGGAUCAAGCGAGGCUGGAGGAGGCAGAGCGCCGGAGAAACGUCAAGGAGAGCCAGACCGUGACGGAAGAAAAGAGCGAUUUCUUCACGUCCACCUUUAAUGCUGAGAAGACAGCAGUCGAGGAGAUGCUCUCCGCCUGUGACCAUAAUGACCGCGACAAAGCCGCAGAAACACUGGAAGAGGCCACUUUGAAAAUUCACCAGCUCCAGAAGUUCUUCAAUGACAGCAUGAUGUUUCUAACCCAGUAUGAAAUACGACAGGCGCAAGCAUCCCUGCAGAAGCUCCAGAGCUCGCUUGCUGAGAAAAGAGAUGAGCUGUUGCCUAAAAAGAAAUUCGCCUUUAGAUCCAGGAACACCGAAGCAAGUAAGCAGCCUGCACCGCUUCAACAAACAACAGAUAAGUCUGCGUCUGAUGUGGCUGGUACUGUGGUGGUGGUGGAUGCUGCUGUCUCUGUAAAUCAGUGUGGAUUCUCUCAUGCUGACAGUCAGGUCUUAAUCAAGCAAGCUGAGGAGAUCCAGCAGCGAGUUUCUCAUCUGACAAACUGUAAAGUCAGGCUCUAUGGCUGUCCGAGCACUGUGCACAUCAAGAACAUCCGCGGCUGCGAGAUCCUCUCCGGGCCAGUGUCCAGCUCUGUUUUCGUAGACCAGUGCACUGACAGCACUUUAGUAUUCCCUUGUCAGCAGCUGCGCACCCAUAACACCACUGCCACUCAGAUAUAUCUGCAUGUGACCAGCCGGGCAAUUAUAGAGGACUGUCAUGGGGUCCGGUUUGCCCCAUUUACAUGGACUUAUCCAGGGAUUCAUGAUCAUUACAAAGUGGCUGGACUCGAUCCAAACAGGAAUAAUUGGACAGAGGUGGACGACUUCAAUUGGCUUGCUGCUGGCACACCUUCACCCAACUGGACUGUCAUCCCUGAGACUGAGAGAAUAUGUAGUUGGGAUGUUGUGGAACAAGCAUCCUAACAAUAAUGAUCUGAUUGCAUUAUUGUGCGCUCAGUCAAUAUGAUGCUAAAAUUGAGAUCCCAUAAACAUAGAAUGUUCUAGAAUUCCAACUUGCAAAUCAAUUGAUUUGAUUAAUAAUAUAUAUGUUAAUAGAAGGCUGUGUAAGACAAUAAUAAAGUCUGAUUUGAUCACA
This is a messenger RNA of Cyprinus carpio (common carp), 2064 nucleotides long. Its product is annotated as tubulin-specific chaperone C-like. The record is from RefSeq and is a predicted model, not a curated record. Gene Ontology annotation, cellular component: cytoplasm. Gene Ontology annotation, biological process: post-chaperonin tubulin folding pathway; tubulin complex assembly. Gene Ontology annotation, molecular function: tubulin binding. NCBI's taxonomy places the organism in Eukaryota, Metazoa, Chordata, Actinopteri, Cypriniformes, Cyprinidae.